AUGAAGGGGCAUUUUUCCAUCGAGUGGCUUUCUCAAAGCAGCCAGGCCUCGGCAUCCACACUUCCCUCAAACUCUUGGGUCUCUCCCGGCCAGGACGUCCCGAGCACCUCUGCCUCUGAGAGCCUUCCUGGCUUCUACAGCAGAUGGAGACCGGAAAACAUGGAGGAUCAGGAGAAACGUAUGGAGCCAGCACAACCGGGAAACAGCUUGUUGUGUACAUCUACACAAGAUACCGAGCCCAAUGACAACAAUAUCAUCCAGCAACACACUCACGUUUGUCUUUGUUUUCUGAUAGCAUCAGAGCCAGGUUUCAGCAGCAGCAGCAGCGCGGAGGAGGAGGAGACAUCAGGGUACGAGAGCGAGGGUGGCCCCUCUCUCUCACCUGGGGCCCCUGAAGGACCGGCGCCGUCGGUAUCUCCCUCUACCGGCCGCAGACCCCGAACUGCGUUCACCGCAGAGCAGAUCAACAGUCUGGAGAGAGCCUUCAAGAGAAACGCUUAUCUCGGAGCCCAGGACAAAGCCGAGCUCUGCAAAAGACUGAAUCUGUCUGAUAAACAGAUCAGAAACUGGUUCCAGAACCGACGCAUGAAGCUGAAACGGACCGUUCAGGACAGUCUGGCUCACGCCUGCCAGGCCAAGGUGGCCUCACAUAUGAUGCAUUACUCCGAUCUGCACAGUUUCCGUGCCGCUCCAUAUCCCAGCUACUAUUCGGCGGUCCAGGAGACCCCGGCACCUUACGGCCCGGGAUUUCACUUCAGUCCUGCUACAGCCGGAGGCCUGCCGACCCUGCCUGUGGAGGCCCUGUAUCAGUACAGCACCCUACAGAGCCUCCCUGUCCAUCCCAGCAACCCUUCCAUGAUGAGUCCAUACCAGCCCUAUCACUCGCAGUACUACAACACACAGUGAGACGAGAGGCCGACAACAAAACAUUCAUUUCUGCCUGUUAAGCCUUGUGCUUUGUUUACAUCGUUGCAUUUGUGAAUACAGGGUGAAG
Sinocyclocheilus grahami is the source of this 994-nucleotide messenger RNA. Its product is annotated as homeobox protein vent1-like. The transcript is spliced from 3 exons. The record is from RefSeq and is a predicted model, not a curated record. Gene Ontology annotation, molecular function: DNA binding. Lineage: Eukaryota; Metazoa; Chordata; Actinopteri; Cypriniformes; Cyprinidae. The coding region runs from base 1 to 906 and encodes 301 amino acids.